GUCUACACAAUUCUCAGCAAAAUCUGAACAAAUUGCGUCUCUGAAGUUUUGCAACAAACCACACAUUUCUGCCCAUAUAGUACAACGAUGGCGACCUCAGACUUCCGACAGCAAGUCCUCGCAAAACUUGGUCGCUUCCCCAAACGUGUGGCGCUAGACGUUGUCCUUGAGACAACAACGGACUGCGAAGAUCACACGCGUACAUUGGCCAUAUAUGCUGUCGAAGACGGCGAACGCAUCUCUGCGUGGCUCCUCACCCCCAAGGGCGCCAGCCCUCAAGAUGGAUGGCCCGUUAUCCUCGCGAUUCACCAGCAUGCGGGCCAGUUCCAUCUAGGAAAGUCCGAACCAGCUGGGACUCUCGGGGAUAGCACUUUCCACUACGGCUUGGAGCUCUGCAGGAGGGGUUACGUCGUCCUAUGUCCCGACCUGCUUUGCUUCGAGGAUCGAAGACCAACGGAAGACGUCCGUCAUCGGAAUCAGGGUGCCCUGGACGGCAUUCAAUAUGAGCAGUUCGAGUUCACCAAGCGCAUUCUCCGUGGCUCUUGCCUCCAGACGAAAUAUUUACACGACCUCUCUUGCUCCCUCGACGUACUGGCUUCAUUGCCCAACACAGACGCUGCUCGGGUCGGUGUGAUCGGUCAUUCUCUCGGCGGCCAGGAAGCACUAUGGCUGACUUGGUACGACUCUCGCGUGCGCGUAGCAGUCUCGUCGUGUGGCUUUGGUCUGCUAGACACGAUUGUUCGGGAUGGGAUCAACCACAACAGAGCAGCGUAUAUCCCCGGGCUGUUGGAAACCUGUGACCUCGACGCAUUGCUCUGCGAAAUUGCCCCUCGCGCCUUCCUUCUUACCGCAGGUGAGACUGACUGGCUCUUCCCCAUCGAUGGAGUACGUUCUAUAGCGAGAAGGGCAGAGGAUGUCUACGCUCAAGAGGGGGUUCCCGACCACUUCAAAGCCGUUGUCUACCCCGGAGGGCAUAGUUUCCCAGAAGCUGUGAAGGCUGAGGCGUAUAACUUUCUCGACCAUCAUUUGAAGGGAAUGUAGGAACGAGAGGGCUCUGGGAGCUAUGUUGGCACUGAACUGCGUACCUAGGCGAAGGGGGGUUUGGGUAGAUAUUGUUAAUAUGACCUGUAGAAGAGUUCGAUAUCAAGCAAGCGAGUUAACCCAGAGCAAUAUCAAAUUAUGCUUGUAA
Phialemonium atrogriseum is the source of this 1189-nucleotide messenger RNA. RefSeq names its product prolyl oligopeptidase family serine peptidase. Gene Ontology annotation, molecular function: hydrolase activity. The coding region runs from base 88 to 1041 and encodes 317 amino acids. The record is from RefSeq and is a predicted model, not a curated record. The transcript has a single exon. Lineage: Eukaryota; Fungi; Ascomycota; Sordariomycetes; Cephalothecales; Cephalothecaceae.